Molecule: messenger RNA, 1713 nt
Organism: Nothoprocta perdicaria
Lineage: Eukaryota; Metazoa; Chordata; Aves; Tinamiformes; Tinamidae
Gene: NPY1R
Product: neuropeptide Y receptor Y1
Exons: 2
Coding region: 78-1274 (398 amino acids)
Biological process (GO): G protein-coupled receptor signaling pathway
Cellular component (GO): plasma membrane; neuron projection
Molecular function (GO): neuropeptide Y receptor activity; neuropeptide binding
Source: RefSeq, a predicted model, not a curated record
AAGGGAAAUGCGGGAGCAAGGACUGGCUCUGCUCGAGGGCUGACAGCGGGAAUGCUCUGAGCUUGGAAACGGGCUGGAUGAAACCCUUGGCAGCAGGGCAGCAAGCUGCAAGCAACAUGAAUGCUUCGCUUCUCCUCUCGCCUGGAAAUAGCUCCGUGCACCUGAAUUUUUCAGAGAAGAACUCCCCGUUCUUGCAGUUUGAAGAUGAAGAUUGCCAUGUGCCUUUGGCCAUGGUCUUCACUUUGGCCUUGGCUUAUGGGACUGUGAUCAUUCUGGGUGUCUCCGGGAAUCUGGCCCUGAUCAUCAUUAUUCUAAAGCAGAAGGAGAUGCGCAACGUUACCAAUAUCCUCAUUGUCAACCUGUCCUUCUCUGAUCUUCUGGUGACCAUCAUGUGUCUUCCCUUUACCUUCGUAUACACUCUGAUGGACCACUGGAUUUUUGGGGAGGCCAUGUGCAAGCUGAAUCCCUUUGUGCAAUGUGCCUCAAUCACUGUCUCUGUCUUUUCUCUAGUCCUCAUUGCUAUCGAGCGCCACCAGCUCAUCAUCAAUCCUCGGGGCUGGAGGCCAAACAACAGACAUGCCUACAUGGGGAUUGCUGCCAUAUGGAUUUUAGCCACAGCUUCCUCUUUGCCUUUCCUCGUUUACCAUGUGUUAACAGAUGAACCCUUCAGAAACAUAACAUUUGAUGAAUAUAAAGACAAAUAUGUGUGUUUGGACCUGUUCCCCUUGGACACUGCAAGGCUUUCUUAUACCACAACUCUUUUGGUCAUUCAAUACUUUGGACCACUUUGUUUUAUAUUUAUUUGCUACUUAAAGAUAUACAUACGAUUAAAAAAAAGGAACAACAUGAUGGACAAGAUGAGAGACAAUAAGUACAGAACCUCUGAAACCAAAAGGAUCAACAUCAUGCUGAUCUCAAUAGUUGUUGCGUUUGCAGUUUGCUGGCUGCCUCUCACCAUCUUCAACAUUGUCUUUGACUGGAAUCACGAAAUUCUGCCUGUGGCAACCUGCAGCCACAAUCUGUUAUUCCUGAUUUGCCACCUCACAGCCAUGAUCUCUACCUGUGUGAACCCAAUCUUCUAUGGGUUUCUCAAUAAGAACUUCCAGAGGGACUUGCAGUUUUUAUUUCAUUUCUGUCACUUGCGCUCCCGUGAGGAGGAUUAUGAGACUAUAGCCAUGUCCACCAUGCACACAGAUGUUUCGAAAACCUCUUUAAAGCAGGCAAGCCCAAUUGCUUUCAAAAAAAUAAGCAGUGAUGACGAUGACAAAAUAUGAAAAAGUAACAAUAAUCCUACGCCAAACGGUUAGAAGUGUGAUUACAAGUGAUGUGUGUUCAAGGACAAGCACAAUCAUGUCACAAGUACAAAAUGGAUAAAGCUUUUCUUCCUUUUUUCAAUGAACUUUGAUUGUUGUCACUUUGAAAUUAUAUGCUGUGCAUUUUUGCACCUUUUGCUGCUUUAAUGUUCACAGCGGUUCUACCUGAAUCUUAUUACAAGACAUAGUUGGACCUGCUGCUACCUAGGGUUUUCAUCAGCUAUCUUUUGUUCUGUUCUCUUUGUACAGUUAUGCACUUUAGCAUAAAGAUUUAUAUUGACUUUUUCCCAAAGGAGUAUUUUUCAGGAGUGUCCAUCUCAGAGCAUUAGAAACAAUAUGGACCACAGAGAAGCUGUUGCUACAGAGGACACCCGUGUGCAUAAAAUUAGGACGUUCUGAA